Messenger RNA from Polistes canadensis, 1537 nucleotides. RefSeq lists its product as uncharacterized. The record is from RefSeq and is a predicted model, not a curated record. Gene Ontology annotation, biological process: actin filament polymerization. Lineage: Eukaryota; Metazoa; Arthropoda; Insecta; Hymenoptera; Vespidae. Gene Ontology annotation, cellular component: cytoplasm; actin cytoskeleton. Bases 193 to 1350 code for a protein of 385 amino acids. The transcript is spliced from 5 exons. Gene Ontology annotation, molecular function: protein binding.
UGAUAUGUUGGCGCAUGGUUGAUUAAACAACCGAUAUCUUCAUUUCUUAGGAAUUUUAGGAAUUUUCUGUGUUUUGACUGACUUCAACUUGUUGUGAUGGAAUAUUAAUUUUCUUUUUCAUUGACAGAUCUUAUCCAAUAAUUCGACCAACGAAUUUUAAUUUUCUGUAGAGAAAUAAUAAGGACGGUGAAAAUGUAUGAUGUAUGGUUCGAUGGGCGCAUGUUUGGUUGUUUAUUUUGCCUCCUGGUCCUUCAGGCAAAUUUAACAAAUUCUAGAACUUCUUGGAGACUUAACGUCGAUAAAGUUGUUAAGGCAACAGAACUUGUAAGCACUAUCGAAGAUGAUCCUAUUUUUGAUAUACUUGCAAGUAGUAUAGGCAAUGGACAAGGAUGGAGUAAAACAGCAGCAUCAGAGAAGCUUGAUAAAGUACAGGUUUAUUACGAGUGCAAAAGUUUUGGUUCAGGCAGCCAAGAUCGACGAUUCAUGUCAUAUGCAUUGACGGAUGCACCAAAUUCUACGGAACCAUAUCCACUAUCACCGCAAGUAUUGAGUGACCAAGUGAUAUGUACGCCCGAUCAGCAAUGUGAAGAUGUAAUUCUUGAUUGUGGGAAACCAGUUAACUAUACAUAUUAUGACAAUCUCACUGGUGUUGCAAAUAGAAAUAAUCAUCCAUUGGUACCAGAGCCUAACGUUGCACUUAUGUUUAAAAAGAAUAAUGGAAAAGCUAUAGAUGUUGACUUAUUAGAAAGGCGUUUAAAAAAAGCAAAACGAGAAAAACCGAAAUCUGUUCAGCUAUAUAAUCAAAUUGGAAAUUUUUGGAGAAUAAAAGGAGAUGCGCAAAGAUCAAUUGAAUGUUUUCGAAGAGCUCUUGCAGUUUCACCACAUAACGCGGAAGUGCUAUUAAAUUUAGCAAGAGUACUAUUGGUUUUACGAUAUUUAGAUGAUGCAAAUUAUUUAGCAAUGCGUUCUUUAGCAUUACAACCUCCAGAUCGUAAUGCAUGGGAACAAUACCUAACACUUGGACAAAUAUUAUCGGCAUAUGGUCACUACCAAGAAGCUGCUGUCCAUUUGCGGCAUGCUUUAGAAUUGAAACCUAAUCUUUCUGAUGCUGCAAAAGCUUUAAAAGAAGUGGAAUCAUUGCCUGGUCCUAGUAUACAUAUCUACACUCUUUUAAUUAUUAUAUGCUUGGUGCUAGGUGUAUUGUUAGUUGUUUUGAGUAGCGUGGAAUGUGACGAAGAUUCCACUUUGGUUACUGAACAACUACAACGUCCAGUUCAACGUCAUUUUAGUCGUGCAAUGGCUAUGCGUAGUUUGCGACUUAAUGUUGCACGUAAUAAUAAACGUUCUUGAUCCAAUUCGAAUUCAAAUUCAAAUUCAAAUUUAUGAAAUCUAAUGGAGCAAGUUCUGAACUGUUAUAACAACAUGAUUUUUUGGAGUAUUAUUUAUAAUUAUGAUUUGUUAUAGUUAUUUAAAUGCACUAGUGGUUACGUGGUUUAUUAUAUCUACAGAUAAAAAUAUACACCAUAGUACACGUUGG